AUGAGAAAUUCAGUACACUUUGACACAGAGGACGAUUCCCUUUUACAUCAACAACCUGGUCUCGAUUCGAGCGAUGAAGAACAUUCUGAAAAGUUCAACAAUAUAAAUGACAUGGAAGAUCCUUCUGAAAGUUUCCAUGAAAUUAUAAAACAAGGUUUCGUAGACGAUGUUGAAGAAAUAAAAUUAGACAAUUUUCAUUCCUCCACGAGUGGAACUGCCGAGGCAUACCCUGGUUUAAGCAACCAAGAUCGAUAUAAUUUUAUUUUACUUAUUGUUCUUUACUUGCUACAGGGAAUUCCAGUAGGGUUGGCAUUUGGUUCCAUACCCUUUCUACUCAAAUCAAGAUUAUCAUAUUCACAACUUGGGAUUUUUUCUUUCGCCACUUAUCCUUAUUCUCUUAAAUUAUUGUGGUCCCCAAUUAUCGACACUAUUUAUUGGAAAAAAAUUGGUCGUAGAAAGAGUUGGAUAAUACCUAUUCAAUUAUUAUCUGGUGCAACGCAAGACGUGGCAGUUGAUGGAUGGGCCCUAACCUUAUUAUCAAAAAAUAAUUUAUCUUAUGCGUCAACGGCACAAACAAUUGGAUUAAAUACCGGAUAUUUUUUAUCGUUUACUGUUUUUCUUGCGUUUAAUUCGGCUGAUUUCAGAAGUGAACCGAGUGAUCAAGGUAUACUUGAACUCGGAAAAUAUCUUACUUUUUGGUCUUUCAUUUAUCUCGGAGUGACGAUAUGGCUGUUGGUUGCCAAAAGCGAGGAGGAUUCUUCACAUAACGGUGAUCAUAACAUGGAGAUUAAAACUGUUUAUAAAACGAUUUGGAAAAUUUGUAAAAUGCCACGUAAGAAUAUAGAAUUAUUUUUACCAUUAAAAAUAAAGAGAUUUAUUGCUAAUGAAACUGUUACAGGACUUAAACUUUUGGAAUUUGGUUUUAGUAAAGAAGAUUUGGCGUUAGCCGUGUUAAUCGAUUUCCCUGUACAAAUUGUUGUUGGUUAUUUUGCCGCAAGAUUGAGUACUGGGGCACAACCAUUAAAGCCAUGGAUAUACGCUUUUUAUGGGCGUCUAUUUUUUGCCUUGGUUGGAAUCUUCGUUGUAUACUCCUUUCCUUCCAAUAAGGAAAACUCUAGGGAUAUGUCAUAUUGUAUAUUGAUUAAAUUUAAUGUAGAUACAGAUAAUAAUGAUGGCUUUAUUCGAAUCAGCACUGUUCAAUUCGUUAGUAUUUCUGCGUUUAUGGCCUUAAUUGCAGAUCCCGUAAUUGGUGGAACUUAUAUGACUCUUUUGGCAACCUUUAGUAAUUUUGGUGGAACUUGGCCACGUUUUUUUGUCUUGGAAGCAGUCGAUUACUUCACUAUUGCCACGUGUCGUCAUAAUCAGGAAAAUUCGAGUGAGAUUCCUAAUGAUCCUUUUUCAUGUGUUACCGAACUGGAAAAGUCUUUAUGCAAUGAACGAGGUGGUACGUGUGUAGUUGAACGCGAUGGUUAUUAUAUUGCCUCUGUCGCGUGUAUAGUCAUUGGUACCAUCUUCUUUAUGUUCAUUUUACCUCAAAUUAAAAAGUUACAAUCAAUGCCUCCAAAAGUUUGGAAGCUUAGAAUGGAUCGUUAA
Diversispora eburnea is the source of this 1593-nucleotide messenger RNA. The record is from the annotation of a GenBank genome assembly. Lineage: Eukaryota; Fungi; Glomeromycota; Glomeromycetes; Diversisporales; Diversisporaceae.